Molecule: messenger RNA, 472 nt
Organism: Drosophila hydei
Lineage: Eukaryota; Metazoa; Arthropoda; Insecta; Diptera; Drosophilidae
Exons: 2
Coding region: 104-460 (118 amino acids)
Source: RefSeq, a predicted model, not a curated record
AAAGUAGCUCGCCCACACACAUGUCCGUUAGAUUCAAGUCAGUGUCAAACCAAAACAAGUUCAGUCUAAAAUCAGACUCAAGAAUCUAGUUUCCAUUUUCAAAAUGAUCUAUUAUUUGCUGCAGGCGGUUUCGACUGCCAUUUUUGGCACAGUUGCCACCGUGUGGCUGAUCGAAGAAACUCUAAUCAACCUAAUGAUGACCAGCUUUUUGAUGGUAUUGCGCGUCGCCUGCCAUCCGCUGAUGGUGUUGCCAACCACCUUCGGGGUCUAUUUUCUGAUACGCAAGGUGUGGCUUCGACGUCGACAAGUUGAUGGUGAGACAAGUGUUAUCAUGGGGCAGCGCUCAACAAUACGUUCUCCAAGAAUUGGGUCUUUUCGCAGCAUUGGUAGCAUUUCAUCGCGUAGUAAUGAUAGCUGCGAUUACGAAGACGACGAGAUUCGCGGCUCGCUCAGAUCGUAAUUCAAUCAGAGG